AUGGAUUAUAAAUCAAGAAGAUUUGAAGGAUGUAGUAAACCCAGAGAUUAUGAAAGACUCGAAAAGUUAGGAGAAGGAACUUUUGGAGAAGUUCAUAAAGGUAGAAAAAAAAGUACUCAUGAUUUAGUUGCUAUGAAGCGAAUUCUAAUGCACAACGAAAAAGAAGGAUUUCCAAUAACUGCAUUACGAGAAAUAAGAAUAUUAAAAAUGCUUUCACAUAUUAAUAUUAUACCUCUUAUGGAUAUAAUUGUCGACAGAGGAGACCGCAAAGAAAGAAAACAUGGAUCUAUUUAUAUGGUUACACCAUAUAUGGAUCAUGAUCUAUCAGGAUUAUUAGAAAACCCAAAAGUUAACUUUUCAGAAGCUCAAAUAAAAUGUUACAUGAAACAACUUUUUGAAGGGAUAAACUAUCUUCAUCAAAAUAAUAUUAUGCAUAGAGAUAUGAAAGCUGCAAAUUUGCUCAUCAACAACAAAGGCAUACUAAAAAUAGCAGAUUUUGGACUAGCAAGAACUUUUGAAGAACCUUUUCCUAACAAAGAUAACUCUAUUGUUGAUCGAAGAGAGUAUACAAAUUGUGUUGUUACUAGAUGGUAUAGGCCACCCGAAUUGCUUUUAGGGGAAAAAAAAUACACUGCAGCAAUAGAUAUGUGGGGUGCUGGAUGUGUAUUUGGAGAAAUGUAUAAACAAAAGCCUAUCCUUCAAGGUAAAUCUGAUAUAGAUCAAUUGGCAAUAAUAUUUCAAAUCUGUGGGUCACCAACUGACUUUACAAUGCCUGGAUGGCAAAAUUUACCAGGAAGUGAAAGUAUAAAAGCUUUUCGUACUUAUUUUCGCACUCUUGAAGAUAAAUUUUCGAAAUAUGGUCCUUAUAUGGUAUCUCUUUUAGGUCAUCUUCUUACUCUUGAUCCUCAUAAGCGAUUUUCUGCAUUAGAUGCCCUUAAGCAUAGUUACUUUCAUACAUCACCGUUACCGGCUGAUCCGUCAAUGCUUGAUACGUAUGAUUCAAGUCAUGAGUUAAAUCGACGAAAAUAUAGAGAAGAAAAAAUCUACGAAAAUUAUAUACCUACUACACCUAAAGAAAAAAUUAUAAAUAUAAAAGAAAAUAAAUUAACAGGAAAAACUUAUAAGGAGACAUCUCCAUGUAUAACUAAUAAUCAAAAAAUAAAAGAUGUAGAGUCUAAAUUAAGCCAUAAAGAAGCAACAAAAGAAGGAUUAAAUGUUUAUAUAUAUCAAACAUCUCAAUCUUCCUAUCUUACUAAUCAAGAUAAGCCAUCAAACAUCAAACAGGAUACCCAAAAAAGCGCAAACUCUUAUUAUAAAGAAUCUCAAAAAAAAUAUCAUGAAUUACAUCCUCGACAAUUUAAUCAAGAUAAAAAUAUAAAUGAUGACGUAAGAUGGAGUAAUUAUAAAUCCCAUAGUCAUGAUUGGUAUAAAAAUAAAAAUAUUUAUGGACGAUAUCUAGAUAAAGAAAAAAAUUAA
This is a messenger RNA of Pneumocystis jirovecii RU7, 1476 nucleotides long. RefSeq lists its product as uncharacterized. Gene Ontology annotation, cellular component: nucleus. The transcript has 8 exons. The record is from RefSeq and is a predicted model, not a curated record. Lineage: Eukaryota; Fungi; Ascomycota; Pneumocystomycetes; Pneumocystales; Pneumocystaceae. Gene Ontology annotation, molecular function: ATP binding; cyclin-dependent protein serine/threonine kinase activity. Gene Ontology annotation, biological process: protein phosphorylation. The coding region runs from base 1 to 1476 and encodes 491 amino acids.